Xylaria bambusicola is the source of this 1829-nucleotide messenger RNA. RefSeq lists its product as uncharacterized. Lineage: Eukaryota; Fungi; Ascomycota; Sordariomycetes; Xylariales; Xylariaceae. The record is from RefSeq and is a predicted model, not a curated record. The coding region runs from base 184 to 1572 and encodes 462 amino acids. The transcript has a single exon.
CCCGCCAUUCUCGCAGCAUUCUGGUACCGCAUAGUUGAGAGGAAUAUUGUUCGGUCGGUUUCUUCUGGACUAGAAAACACGGGUGGCCCAGAAAUUAUACCCUCCCCACCUCCCAUGUUGAAUUGCCUUAGUGCCCUAGCUUGUCUGCAGACAUAACACCGGGUGUCACCCGUCUUGCCUACCAUGGGCAUCUUUCCUCCUUUUCCGGCUGUCACUGGCCUUGUUGCUGUCUUAGCAACAACAACUACAGUGGUUUUGGAAGUAGUUAUCACGUGUGGAAUCUGGCCAACUACAUCACCAGCACGGGGAAUAGCAUUGUUCUCAUUCAUUGUCGAAACAAUUGUGCUGGGCCUCCUCGUGGUCAAAAUUAUUAAGUAUCUACGUGGACCGAAUAAUUAUCGCCCCAAAGACUUGUGGGGUGUAUGGUUUGCUCUGGAUCUCAUCGCCAGCCUGUUGGCCUCGGUUGUAUCGGUCACAAUGUUAAUCCUAGUCGCCAAAGCACGAAACCUGCCAAAAACCAUUUCGAACGUUCCGUUGGCAAACGUGGUAACGGGAUCUUCCGUCGCCCUUGGUUUCUCAUUUAUUAGCCAACUCUUAUUUAUUGUUGUUUAUUUCUUAAUCAGCCGUCUGCCCGACUCCGAACAAGCUCUUUCUCUUCACACCAACGAAGAAGGUCGAGGAUCGCCACAACUUCCGAUGCGCGUCAAAACUAUCCCCUAUGAACGAACCAAGCCGGCCACUUCACAAACUAGGCUUAAUGAACGAGGCUUGUUGGAUUACCCAAGUCGCCCUGGGACUAGUAGUGGGCGCUCUGCGCGCUCAGCUGCCGAAACCAUUACGUCGUUUUCUGGGUCUUUGUCCGGUGUUGUACGUCCGAUCGGAUCGAGAACUAGACUGCUCUCAAAUGGUUCAAGAACUGGACGGCGACCGGAUUCUCUGGACUCAGUUGCCUAUCGAGAUAGGGUCAGUCUCGUAGAAGAUGGUUUUGACUCUUGGGAUACAUCUUCCGUCGAUCCCCAUAAUAGACAAAUGGUUCUAGAGACCUCGUCGCCUAUUCGCACCCGGUUCUUGGAGACGAUUCCCGCCAGCCCCACGACUAGCCGCAGCCCGAGUCCCGGCUGUCCCUUGGACCUUGUACCUCCGAAGCGUGGCAGAAGAGGUCGAAGCUAUAGCCCUGUACCCAGACCGGGACCGCAGCGGGAAAGGAGUGUGACAUCAUCGGAAUCUCAGCUUCAUAUCCAUCCCCUCUUUCGUUCAGACUCUCCCGGGCCUCCACCAGCGGUUACACCGGGAACUGUGGUUGUUGCAGCCCCUAAUGCCGGCCAAUUCAUAACGGGGAAGUCGGUGAACCGAAUGCGAAGUGGCAGUCUGCCGAACCCUGUAAGCCCUCUCAGCCGAAACGGGAGCCACGAAAGUUUCCGGAAGACAGCCGGCAUCAACGGUGAUCGUUUGCAACCAGAGGAAGUUGAUGGCGAGGAACGGAAGAUGACGCCUCCUAUUCCGGAUUGGGUUCUCAAUGCCGGGUCCAAGUCCAGCCUCUCGGAGUACCAGAUCAAAAGACAAAACAGCUAAGUGAUGAAGGUCUCUGACAAUCGGACAAGGGGGCUUGGCAUCCGGGUGAGUGCCGAGUUGGGAUAUGAGGUGAUGAUGGCGUUGCAUGAUAUAUAAUGAGGCAUGACUUGAUGGGGUCUCAGAGAGAUCGACAGUCAACUUGGCAUAGACAAAUCCACAGAUAUAUGUUCGCUCAGGCGAUAUAUAUGAGGUAUUUUUUUCAAGGCGUUUGGGGGAUACCACUGUCAUUAUAGCGAGGCGUUGAGUUUCUGUGGCCU